Messenger RNA from Arvicanthis niloticus (Nile rat), 2078 nucleotides. RefSeq names its product UPF3A regulator of nonsense mediated mRNA decay (gene Upf3a). Gene Ontology annotation, biological process: nuclear-transcribed mRNA catabolic process, nonsense-mediated decay; positive regulation of translation. Gene Ontology annotation, cellular component: cytoplasm; nucleolus. Gene Ontology annotation, molecular function: telomeric repeat DNA binding. NCBI's taxonomy places the organism in Eukaryota, Metazoa, Chordata, Mammalia, Rodentia, Muridae. The record is from RefSeq and is a predicted model, not a curated record.
UUUGCGAGACGGUGAUGGCGAACGCCUUGAAUCUCAGCACUCAGGACGGCAGAGGAUCUCUGAGUUCCAGGACGACCGGGGCUACACAGAGAAGCCCUGUGUCAACAGGAGGAAACAUGUAGGAGGGAGGGGGCGAGGGGCCGCGGUGGAGGGAAGGAGUGGGGCGAAGACAGAGAUGUGUUUACUUUCGGUGCUGUCCCAGUGACUCUGGCUGGACCAGACACUGCUCUCUGCUCCUGGGGCCUCCCAGUCCCAGGCUGUCGCGGACGCCGUCCACGUCGCAGGUCAGCAGCUCACGGGAUGUCCGGGCGAGCAUUUGUUCUCCGUGUGACAGCACCGAUCUGCUCCGCUGUCAUCGCUGUCCUAGGAUGUUCGCGAACUUUUGAAACUGGCGGGCAGCGCCCCUACGGGCGCGGGGCAGCACUGGCACCGCCCCUUCCCCCCGUCAGGGCCGGGGAGGGGACACUGGACACCGAAUGCCAAGGGAGGGGCUGUCUAGUCCUCGCGAGGCUUCGUUCUCGCGGAGGUGGCGGCGGGCAGCCGGUGGGGAUGCGCUCGGAAGAGGGGGCCGGAGGCCCCGGCGCAGCCCUUUCUGCGCGGGGCCCGAGCUGGAGGGAGAAAGUGUCGGGCUCGGAGACUCAUUUCCGCCGCGAGUCGCCGCGGAAUGAAUCGGCGGCGCCGCCGGCCCCGUCCUUAAGUGAGAGCGGGGCCGGCAAGCCUCGCGAGGAGAAGAGGACGGCCCUGAGCAAGGUCGUCCUUCGGCGUCUGCCCCCGGGCCUCACCAAAGAGCAGCUGGAAGAGCAACUGCGCCCCCUGCCCGCGCACGAUUACUUCGAGGUGGUGGCUGCGGACCUCAGCCUCUACCCUCACCUCUACUCCAGAGCGUACAUUAAUUUUAGGAACCCUGAUGAUAUCCUGCUGUUCCGAGACCGUUUCGAUGGAUAUAUCUUCAUUGGCAAUAAAGGCCUGGAGUAUCCUGCAGUGGUGGAGUUUGCUCCAUUCCAGAAGAUUGCCAAAAAGAAGCUGAAGAAAAAAGAUACCAAGACCGGAAGCAUUGAAGAUGAUCCUGAAUAUAAACAGUUCCUGGAAUCAUACAGCUUGGAGGAAGAGAAGACCAGCACUAGUCCAGAGACACUGCUGGGAGAGAUAGAAGCAAAGACAAGAGAGCUCCUCGCCAGAAGAACCACACCUCUUUUGGAAUAUAUUAAAAAUAGAAAAUUAGAAAAGCAGAGACUCCGGGAGGAGAAGCGUGAGGAGCGGAGGAGGAGGGACCUGGAAAAGAAGCGUGUGCGGGAAGAAGAGAAGAGGAAGAGGAGAGAAGAGGACAGGUGUAAGCGGAAGGAGGCGGAUAAGCAGAAGAGAGCAGAGAAGGACGUGAGGAUCAAGCUUCUUAAGAAACUGGAAACGGGAGAAGAAGCAACCACAGAGAAACCCAAAGAAAGAGGUGAAGCUGUUGGUGCUGGAGAUGAGAAGCAGGAAGCCCGGCUGGUAGAGAGCCAGCCAGAGACACCUGCGGAGAGGUUACAGGAUGGCAGUGAUAAAGAGCAAAGGGACAAAAGAUUUCGAGAGAAGGAACCUGAAACUUCAAGAUGUCAUCCAGACAGUUGCAGAAAGCACAGCAUUCACUCAGAGUUUGCCAGGUUUUCCAGAAGAAACGAAGACGAGUCAAAGUGGGGGAAAGGCUUCUCCCAGGACAGAGGGAAGAAAGGCCAGGAUGGCAGUGUCCCCGUGGACAUGACGGAGAGAGGCAGCAAGGAGCACAAGGAAUACGACAGCCUGGGGCCAAGAAAGGAUCGCCCGGGAAACAAGGCCCUGUGACCACAGCCGGCUUCCCUGACAUACUCGAGACCCAGCGUGCUCGGCAGCUUCACAGCCUUGCUCCCCGAGUAGAAACCCUUAUUAGACUGACAAGCACAACUGCCUGGUGUCCAUAGGUCCAGGGCUGUGCUCUGUGUCAGCUUGCAUGCCCACGUGGGCUGAAUUGCAAAGUUCAUAUCUUCUAGAGCACUCUUGCUCAUCUGGGGUGCACUGAACUGAAACUAAAUUCAGAAUAAAACAUUCCAUCUUCUUUUAAAGAA